This is a messenger RNA of Bemisia tabaci, 3082 nucleotides long. Lineage: Eukaryota; Metazoa; Arthropoda; Insecta; Hemiptera; Aleyrodidae. The record is from RefSeq and is a predicted model, not a curated record.
UUCACGGUCAGUCGGUAAUAUUGUCACGCCUUUUUCGUCUCUACAUUCUGUUCACCUCGCUUCGCUUCGCGCCGGCCGGUAAAAAAAAACACGUCGCGUGAAUAUAAAGUGUAAUUCGUGUGAGUGAGAGUCAACGCUGCGAGAAAGCACAUUGAAAAAAGUCUACUCUCUUUCUUUCUUCGACUCUUUUAACGAAACCUCAAAUUAAGUUGACUGCUUAUCUUUUCUCUAUUUCAGUGGAAUUUGCGAUAGAGUGCACGCGCGCAUCUACAGUUGCAGUCAUUCAAGAGGUCAUUAGCACGCUGUUUCAAGACUCGCGCACCUCAAACACUCCGAUACCUAACCUCAACCUGAAUCCCUCGUCCGACACACAAAAUCACAGUAUCACAACGACGGCCAUGUUUUCCCUCAACAAAAUAGAACUAGCGGCAGUUUUGGUGUUCAUCUUGAGCAGCGCCCUAGCCUACAUCAUCCUAGCCUACAUCAUCCUAGCCUUCAACAACUGGAAACGGAAGUACGAGUUCUGGACGGACCGCAACGUCCGGCAAGUGGGAUUCUGGUGGGACUGGUCCAUUGAUUUCUUCCGGCAUAAAUUGUGCAACUUGCAGGACAUCUACGAUGAGUUCGGCGAGGCACCCUACGGAGGCUACUACCAGGGUGCGAAACCCUUCCUCAUGAUCAAGGACCCCGAGCUAGUUCGACGUGUCCUCAUCAAGGACUUCGCUCAUUUCGCCGACCGGAAUCCAGUAGUCCCCACCACGAACCCUCUGCAGCGCGACAUGAUCUUAAACCUGAGUAGGGAGAAGUGGAAGGGAGUUCGCACCAAGCUCACGCCGGUCUUUACCUCCGGGAAACUCCGACGUAUGAGUAUACUCAUGAAUGAAUGCACGAGGCUUCUGGACGAGUACCUCCAGCGGACUGUGGGCGAUGAAGCGACUGAAAUAGAAGUGCGCGGUUUAUUCCAGAAAUUCACAAUGGACACGAUCGGAAUUUGCGCGUUUGGCAUCAACUGCAGCGCCAUCGAGGACGAAAACUCCGAGUUUCGGCGGCUCCUCCAGAAACUCAACGGGCCCGGUGGAUUUCGCAGGCACAAAUUAUUGAUGAUCCUCGGCGCUAUAUGCCCGAGAAUCCUGACGAUUUUCAACCUGAAGGAAAAGGAGGACACCUUCGUGGAGGAUUUUUUCAGAUCAUUGGUCGCCGACACCAUUAAAAAUCGAGAGGAGCAAAAAGCCAAAAGAGAGGACUUCAUGCAGCUCCUCAUCAACGUUCGGGCUGAGGAGCUAAAGAUGCUUCAGGAAAAUAACGAUGACUCUGAGCCUCUCUUUACCGAAGGUGUUUGUAUGGCGAAUGCGUUCCUGUUUUUCGUCGCGGGAUUUGAAACUACCUCCACAGCUCUGAGCUACUGCUUGUACGAGCUCGCUGUCAAUCCGGAAGUGAUGGAAAAACUUCACGCGGAAAUCAUGACAGUAUUAGAUGCCCAUGACGGACGUGUUGAUUAUGACAUUCUGAAAGAAAUGGAGUAUUUGGACACCGUCAUUUCUGAGACUUUGCGGUUGCACCCACCGGGUGCAUGGGUGGAUCGUUUGUGCACAAAAGCGUAUCAACUCCCAAACUCGACUGUGGUGCUUGCCGAAAACACUCAAAUUAAUAUCCCAAUUGCGUGCCUUCAUAACGACCCUCGGAAUUUCCCUAACCCUCAAAAAUUCGACCCGGAUAGGUUCAGUCCGGAAAACAAACAUAACAUCGUCCCAGGGUCAUAUCUACCUUUUGGCGAAGGACCGAAAGCGUGCAUAGCCGAGAGAUUCGCUUUGACGGAGAUGAAGGCGGCUAUAGCGCUCAUCGUCAGCAAAUACACCGUUCACCCAUGCGCAAAGACGGAGAUCCCGCCGAAACUGAACCCUCAGACUUUCAUGAAUACCCCAAAAACAAUCUACCUGAAAAUAUGUCAACGAUAACAGUAACGACUUCGGACCUUGAUGGCUUUUGAUUUACGACCAAGUUUGAUCUUUCACGCUGACGGAGCUAACGGAGACUAACGCGAGUGUUUAACUGAUUUUGAACGUUAAAUACAAAUUGAGGCGGUAUCCUGAACGGAACUGCCUCCGUUGAUUGGAAAUGGAAUACGGAACAUUCCCUGAAAAUGGUAUUUUUGCGGAACAGUAAUUGAGCGUUAAUAAUUAUUUUUCCUACAAAAUGUAUGUUAAAUACAAAUUGAGGCGGUAUCCUGAACGGAGCUGCCUCCGUUGAUUGGAGAUGAGAUACGAAACAUUCCCUAAAAAUGGUAUUUUUGGGGAACAAUAAUUGCGUUAAUAAUUGUUCCUACAAAAUGUAUGCUGUUAAAUACAAAUUGAGGCAGUAUCCUGAACGGAACUGCCUCCGUCGAUUUUGAGAUGAAAUACGGAACAUUCCCUAAAAAUGAAAUUUUUGGGGAACAGUAAUAGAUUGAUGAUGAACGUCAAUAAUUAUUGUUUCUACAAAACGGAUGUGUGCAUUUUUGCGAGGAAUUAAGGGCAAAGAAAAGUGGGGCAGAAUCCCCUUCAAAUGAUAACUUCUGCAAUUUUCGUGUCAUGUGACGGAUUGAGGAAAAUUGACAUCUGAUCGAGGCUCGGUUUCAGGCCUCCGCAAGAACGGAUUGUUUUUAAAAGGAAAUGUGUCAAUUUUUAGAUGCGCUCUAUAAAACCACAUGUGAAAUCAUGCAGCUCAGGGCUCAUUGGAAGAUGAACAUAUUCCCUUUCAGAAACAAUUCAUUCGUAUCAGCCAGCAUAUUCUUCUCUCUUUGACAUGUUCAAUUGAAGAACUCUAUAUUGUGCAAGUUUCAUUAAAUUUUACAAACCGUGAGAUUUAUAAAGGUUGUUUUUGAGCAAUUUUAACGAAUUAUUUUUUUAAAUGUCUCAGUUUUAUGCUCAUUGUCUAAGGUGACUUUUUCAAAAACCAAGAUUCAGGCACGCAUUUUGCGGAAUUUUCAUAAAGUAUCAUGACCACAGAAAAAACUAAGAAUACUUCCAGAGGUGUACAUUUGUACGAUAGGUAUUCAUUGGAAAUGCAGUUAUUACAGAUUUUUUAAAAAAAAAAAAAAAAAAAA